Messenger RNA from Rosa rugosa (rugosa rose), 1070 nucleotides. RefSeq lists its product as uncharacterized. Gene Ontology annotation, molecular function: RNA binding. Gene Ontology annotation, biological process: rRNA processing; nuclear-transcribed mRNA catabolic process; ribosomal large subunit assembly. Gene Ontology annotation, cellular component: preribosome, large subunit precursor; nucleolus. The transcript has 8 exons. The record is from RefSeq and is a predicted model, not a curated record. NCBI's taxonomy places the organism in Eukaryota, Viridiplantae, Streptophyta, Magnoliopsida, Rosales, Rosaceae. Bases 122 to 811 code for a protein of 229 amino acids.
GGGGCAUACCCGACCCGUGCUUGUUGUGGUUUUAGUUAAAACCCUAGUAGCUGGGUACGAGAAACUCCUUUUGCCGCUCGUCGCAGAGAGCAAACCAGAAGCCGCCGAAACCCUAAACACCAUGCCGAAGUCUAAGCGCGAUAGGCCAGUUACAUUGUCCAAGACAAAAAGGAAGGGAAGGGAACACAAAGAAGCUGUAGUGAAUACGAUCAAACAGGCUGCCGAAGAUUACAAUUCAGUGUAUGUGUUUUCUUUUGAGAACAUGCGAAAUCUCAAAUUCAAGGAGUUCAGAGACCAGCUCAAAUCAACCAGCAGAUUUUUCCUUGGUUCUAACAAAGUCAUGCAAAUUGCUCUUGGUCGAUCUGAAUCUGAUGAGAUCAAAAUCGGCCUUCACAAGGUUUCCGAGGUUCUCCAUGGAAAUGCUGGACUUUGCUUUACUAAUUUGCCAAAGGAGGAGGUUGAAAGGUUGUUUAAUGAAUAUGAGGAAUAUGACUUCGCAAGGACAGGAAGCAUUGCAACUGAGAAGGUCGAGCUUCAGGAAGGUCCUCUGGAGCAGUUCAGUCAUGAGAUGGAGCCAUUUCUACGAAAACAAGGGAUGCCUGUUCGUUUGAACAAAGGUGUUGUGGAGCUUGUUGCAGACUACGUUGUUUGUGAGGAAGGAAAGCCUUUGUCACCCGAGUCAGCUCGUAUACUGCGUUUGUUGGGAUCAAAGACAGCAACCUUCCGUCUCCACUUAAUUUGCAGAUGGAGCCCUGGUGAAUUUGAACUCUAUGUUCCCGGACCUGGUGAUUCAGGUGUAGAAUCCUCAUAGAUGCUGAUAUGAGAUCGACAUGUAUUUGAGUGGAAGGCAAAUGGGAGCAGUUUUGGGGAAUGUUGUGUUUGCACUACUAUGAUAUGUAAUGGUACUUCCUUUGGCCAUUUUUGACCUGGGUUUAUUGUUUUGGUUUUUGGCCGUACUAUGUAACACAUUGUACUUGACGGUUUGGUGCAUAUGAUUUGGCCUAAUGUAAUAUCAGGAUUUUGUGAAAGUUUUAGUUGCUAGUUAUUAUAAGAAAUAUCGGUUUUGUGUG